AUGGACGUGACGGUGUCGGAGCUCAUGGAGCUCUUCCUGCAGAGCCCGCUGGUGACCUGGGUGAAAACUUUUGGCCCCUUCGGAAGCGACAACCAGGACAACCUGACCAUGUACAUGGAUUUGGUGGACGGCAUCUUUUUGAACCAAAUCAUGUUGCAAAUCGACCCCAGGCCGACAAACCAGCGCAUCAACAAGCACGUCAACAACGACGUGAACCUGCGCAUCCAGAACCUGACCAUCCUGGUGCGGAACAUCAAGACCUACUACCAGGAGGUCCUGCAGCAGCUGAUUGUGAUGAAUCUGCCCAAUGUUCUGGUGAUCGGCAAAGACCCGCUGUCCGGGAAAAGCAUGGAGGAAAUCAAGAAGGUGCUGCUGCUGCUGCUGGGCUGUGCCGUCCAGUGUGAGCGGAAGGAGGAGUUUAUUGAGAGGAUCAAACAGCUGGACAUCGAGACCCAGGCUGGAAUCGUGGCCCAUAUUCAGGAGGUGACCCACAACCAGGAGAACGUGUUUGACCUGCAGUGGCUGGAGCUGCCUGACGUGGCCCCCGAGGAACUGGAGGCGCUGUCUCGGAACAUGGUGUUCCACCUCCGGAGGCUCGUCGAUGAACGGGACGAGUGCUCAGAGCUCAUCGUGGACCUCACACAGGAGCGGGAUUACCUGCAGGCCCAGCAGCCGCCCAGCCCCCUCAAGUCAUCCAGCGCCGACUCCACCCCCAGCCCCACCAGCAGCCUGUCCAGCGAAGACCGGCAGCACCUGGCCGUGGAGCUGGCCGACACCAAGGCCCGGCUGCGGCGGGUCCGGCAGGAGCUGGAGGAGAAGACAGAGCAGCUUGUGGAUGCUAGACACGAGGUGGACCAGCUGACCCUGGAGCUGCAGAAGGUCAAGCAGGAGAACGUCCAGCUGGCGGCUGAUGCCCGGUCUGCACGUGCCUACCGUGACGAGCUGGACUCCCUGAGGGAGAAGGCCAACCGCGUGGAGCGGCUGGAGAUGGAGCUGGUGCGUUGCCGUGAGAAGCUGCAUGAUGUGGACUUCUACAAGGCGCGCAUGGAGGAGCUGAGAGAAGACAACAUCAUCCUGAUCGAGACCAAAGCCAUGCUGGAGGAACAGCUGACGGCAGCCCGGGCCCGAGGCGACAAGGUCCAUGAGCUGGACAAGGAGAACCUGCAGCUCAAGUCCAAGCUGCACGACCUGGAGCUGGACAGGGACACGGACAAGAAGCGGAUCGAGGAGCUGCUGGAGGAGAACAUGGUCCUGGAGCUGGCGCAGAAGCAGAGCAUGAAUGAGUCCGCACACCUGGGCUGGGAGCUGGAGCAGCUGUCCAAGAACGCGGAUCUGUCCGACGCCUCCAGGAAGUCAUUUGUGUUCGAGCUGAACGAAUGCGCCUCCAGCCGCAUCCUGAAGCUGGAGAAGGAGAACCAGAGCCUGCAAAGCACCAUCCAGGGGCUGCGGGAGGCGUCCCUGGCCUUGGAGGAGGGCAGCCUCAGGUGUGGGGAGCUGGAGAAGGAGAACCAGCAGCUGAGCAAGAAGAUUGAAAAGUUACAGACGCAGCUGGAGAGAGAGAAGCAGAGCAACCAAGACCUGGAGACGCUGAGUGAGGAACUCAUCAAGGAGAAGGAGCAGCUUCAGGCUGACAUGGAGGUGUUGAAGGUGGACCGAGACAGGCAGAUCAAGGACCUGGAGCAGGAAAGGGACCACCUCAACCAGGUGGUGUGGUCACUGCGGGAGAGGUCGCAGGCCAGCAGUGAGGCCCGUGUGAAGGACGUGGAGAAGGAGAACACGGUGCUGCACCAGCGGGUGGCCGAGGCCAGCAGCCAGCUCAGCCGGCUGGAGUUCGAGAAGCAGCAGCUGAACAAGGACUUGGAGCAGGCCAGGGAGAAGGUGGGGCGGGCCGAAGAGCUGGAGCGGGCGCUGCAGCGGCUGGAGGAGGAGAACGCGGGGCUGGCCCAGCGCGCGGCCUCCCUGCAGGCGGCCUCGGAGCGCGCUGACGCCCUGGCCCAGGAGGGCCGCGGCCUGGAGCUGGAGAACCUGCGGCUGCGGAAGUCGCUGGACACCCUGCAGAACGUGUCCACGCAGCUCGAGGGCCUGGAGCGUGACAACCGGCAGCUGGACCAGGAGAACCUGGAGCUGCGUCAGAUGGUAGAGACGCUGCGCUUCACGGGUGCCAAGGUGGCGCAGAUGGAGCGGGAGAACCAGGAGCUGGAGCGGGAGCGGGGCGAGCUGAGGAAGAGCGUGGAGCUGCUGAAGGCCCUGGGCAAGAAGUCGGAGCGCCUGGAGCUCAGCUACCAGGACGUGAGUGCCGAGAACCUGCGGCUGCAGCAGGCGCUGGAGAGCAGCGGCCAGAAGUCGCAGGCCCUGGAGAGGGAACUCGGGGAGCUGGACGCAGAGCACCAGGCCCUGCAGCGUGACCUGGAGGCCCUGCGACUGUCCCACAAGCAGCUGGAGAGGUCUGAGCAGGACAGGAAAGCCCUGGAGCAGGAGGUGGCCCAGCUGGAGAAGGACAAGAAGUCGCUGGAGAAGGAGGCCAAGCGGCUGUGGCAGCAGGUGGAGCUGAAGGACGCCGUCCUGGACGACAGCAGCGCCAGGCUGUCCGCGGCCGAAAGAGAGAGCCGCGCGCUGGACAAGGAGCUGGCCCGCUGCCGGGACGCGGCCAGCAAGCUGAAGGAGCUGGAGAAGGACAACAGGGACCUCACCAAGCAGGUCACCAUGCACACAAGGACCCUCACGACGCUGAGAGAGGACCUGGUGCUAGAGAAGCUCAAGAGCCAGCAGCUGACCAGUGAGCUGGACAAACUGAGCCAGGAGUUGGAGAAGGCUGGUCUCAGCAAGGAGCUGCUUCUGCAGGACAACAGCCCCGACCACGACACAAAAUACAAGAUUUUGGAGGGCAGAAGCGAAUCCGCAUUAAAAACAACGCUAGCCAUGAAAGAAGAGAAGAUUGUGUUCUUAGAAGCCCAGAUGGAAGAGAAAGCAAGCCUCAAUCACCAGCUACAGAAUGAACUCCAGAUGGUGAAGAAGGAGUGUGAGCUGCUCAGACAGAACCAGGACGAGGACAAGCACCCGGCCAACUCCUUCAGACAUCCCACGGGUGACCACGCCAAGGAGGCCUGGGGGCCCAGCCACAAGGAAGCCACGAUGGAGCUGCUGCGUGUGAAGGACCGAGCCAUCGAGCUGGAGCGGAACAAUGCGGCGCUGCAGGCGGAGAAACAGCUGCUCAAGGAACAGCUGCAUCACUUGGAGUCGCAGAACGUGGCCUUCAGCAGUCAGAUCCUGACGCUGCAGAAGCAGAGCGCCUUCCUGCAGGAACACAACACCACGCUGCAGACCCAGACGGCCAAGCUCCAGGUGGAGAACUCCACGCUGAGCUCCCAGAGCGCCUCGCUCACAGCGCAGUACACGCUGCUGCAGAACCAGCACACGGCCAAGGAGACGGAGAACGAGAACCUGCAGAAGCAGCAGGAGCAGCUGGCCGGGGCCUACGAGGCGCUGCUGCAGGACCACGAGCGCCUGGGCACCCUGCACGAGCGCCAGUCCGGCGAGUUCGAGACCCUCAUCCGCCAGCACAGCUGCCUCAAGACGCUGCACCGGAACCUGGAGCAGGAGCACAAGGAGCUGGGGGAGAGGCACAGCGAGAUGCUGGCACACAAGGCGGAGUUGGACGAGCUGGAGAAGGUGCUGCAGACAGAGCGGGUCGCCCUGCAGCAGGAGCAGAGGGUCAGCGCGGCGGCCGCCGGCGAGAACCACAGGCUGCAGGGCGAGCUGGACAGGGUCAGCUUCCUGCACCACCAGCUGAAGGCGGAAUACGAGGAGCUGCAUGCCCACACCAAGGAGCUCAAAACCUCACUCAACAACUCGCAGCUGGAGCUGAACCGCUGGCAGGCCCGCUUCGACGAGCUCAAGGAGCAGCACCAGGCCAUGGACAUCUCACUGACCAAACUGGACAACCACUGUGAGCUGCUGUCGCGUCUCAAGGGGAACCUGGAGGAAGAGAACCACCACCUCCUGAGCCAGAUUCAGCUGCUGACCCAGCAGAACCAGAUCCUUCUGGAGCAGAACAUGGAGAACAAGGAGCAGUACCACGAAGAACAGAAGCAGUACAUAGACAAAUUAAAUGCCUUACGGAGACACAAGGAGAAGCUGGAGGAGAAAAUCAUGGAUCAGUACAAGUUCUACGAUCCUGCUCCGAAGAAGAAAAACCACUGGAUUGGAGCCAAAGCCUUAGUCAAACUCAUCAAACCAAAGAAAGAAAAUUCUAGGGAGCGGUUAAAAUCUACUACAGACAGCCCGUCCUGGCAGCUGGAUCCCCCCGAGCCGGCCUCGCCGCCCCCCACUCAGCCUCUCCGUUCGCAGCCCGAGACCCCGGAGACCCUCCCACUGGUGACCAGCGGUGUGGACGAGCGUGAGGUCAAUGGAACUGUGGGGAAAGGCACUGGGGACCCCAAACCAAAGCGAGGCUCCCCACACGGAGGCAGCCUGGACCGCAGAGACACCAGCACCGACCCAGCUGCGAAAUCCUGGCCCAUGGAGCCAGGUCCCCGGACGGGGGCUGCAGCAGCCGUCACCACCACCCCUGCCACCUCGACCCCCAUCUCUCGGCACCCAGGCCGCGCCAAGGGCUAUAGUUCAGACGACACGCUCUGUGAGCCGUCCCUGGAGCUGGACUUCGCCAACCACAGGCAGUACGUGUCCCGGCCAAGUAGCUUGGAGAGCAGCAGAGAUACGUCCAGCAACAGCUCGCCCCUGAACCAGAAAGGUUCCUCUGACCAGCUCCACGGCAGGUCCGAGAGCUUCAGCAGUGAAGACCUGAUUCCCAGCCGGGACACCGUCACCCUGCCCCGCGAGGCCAGCACCCUGGGGCGCCCCACCCUUGGCCCCCUGCCCCGCAACGGGUCUCUCCCCCAGGAGAGUAUCCAGAAGAGGGGUGCGGUCCAGCCCCCUGCCGGAGGGCGGCCCUGCUCAGCCUCUCCGAGCAGUGAGAUGGUCACCCUGGAGGAGUUCCUGGAGGAGAGUAACCGCAGCUCCCCGACCCACGACACCCCUAGUUGCCGGGAUGAUCUGCUAAGUGACUACUUCAGGAAGGCCAAUGACCCCCCAGCCAUCGGCAGUCAGCCGGGAACUCUACCCAGGAAAGAUGGGACCAAGAUGCCCACCAGCUUUGUGGCUCCCACUGUCAAGCUGGCCGUCAGCUCUUCAGAGGGCAGAAUACCGAAACCCGGGCAGUACGUGAGGCCGAACUUCCGGCCGGCUGAGGCUGAGGUCCCGCCUGGUGCUCCCGCGAGGCAGCCCCUGGCCCCCCAGAGCCUGUCUCUGGGCAGACCCCGACAGGGCACCAUGCCCCCGACCACAUCCCUGAGCCGGGCCUUCAGCCUGGCUUCAGCUGACCUCCUGCGAGCCAGUGGGCCAGAGGCCUGCAAACAGGAGUCCCCUCAAAAGCCGGCGGGCCCCGAGACCUCGAUGGGCAGGGAGGCGCCCAGCCCUACACCCCCAGGGACCCAAGGCCCAGCCCGGGAGCGUGCCCCACUGCUGGGGAGGACUGGGGGCUCCAGCCAGGGCUCAGGGUCCCGCAGCCGGCCGGUGGACAUGAGGCGCUUCUCGCUGGCACCCCCGAAGGAGGAGAGGCUGGCCCCGCUGCAGCAGUCGGCCACUGUCCCAGCUAUUGCCACCGGGGCCAGUGUCCAGCUCCAGCACUUCCCGCCCGUGACCACCUCGGCCACCAGGACUAAGCCCAGGACGCCCCCACACUCAGGCGAGGUGGCUGCCAUCACACCUGUGCGAGCUGGACUAGGCUUUGUAGAAGGGGACGGACACACGGCCCAGAGCUAUGGUGAGGGACCCCCUGCCAAGAGCCCAGGGUGGUCUCCCGACUCGGCUCCCCAUACCAGCCGGAACCCCGAGGAUUUCAGCCGAGGGGGCAGCUCCAGGAGCACCCCAGUGUCCCCAGAGCCAGGGGGGGACCAGCAGACAGUAUGGUAUGAGUAUGGCUGCGUGUGA
Molecule: messenger RNA, 5988 nt
Organism: Elephantulus edwardii (Cape elephant shrew)
Lineage: Eukaryota; Metazoa; Chordata; Mammalia; Macroscelidea; Macroscelididae
Gene: CCDC88C
Product: coiled-coil domain containing 88C
Exons: 30
Coding region: 1-5988 (1995 amino acids)
Biological process (GO): cytoskeleton-dependent intracellular transport; cytoplasmic microtubule organization
Cellular component (GO): cytoplasm; centrosome
Molecular function (GO): microtubule binding; dynein light intermediate chain binding
Source: RefSeq, a predicted model, not a curated record